Molecule: messenger RNA, 3522 nt
Organism: Calypte anna (Anna's hummingbird)
Lineage: Eukaryota; Metazoa; Chordata; Aves; Apodiformes; Trochilidae
Gene: RGSL1
Product: regulator of G protein signaling like 1
Exons: 22
Coding region: 1-3522 (1173 amino acids)
Source: RefSeq, a predicted model, not a curated record
AUGACGACCACCGAUUCUCUUCUCCCCCUUGCAGCAGCCAUAGCCUCCACGAACAUCUGGCAUCUGCUGAGGGAUGAUGUUUUUGUCGACUUUUUCAACACCUUUCUGAAUCUUCCUGUUUUUGGCCAGACACCUGUUUACAGCAACAGUAGAAGUCGGUGGGACCUCUGGCCAGAGCUGCCAAGCUGCCUGGAUCCCAGCCCCCCGGAUUUAUUGGCUUGGCUGGAAAAGCACCGGCUGCCUCACUUCUGCAAAUCCAGCCUGUGCCUCCACCUCAUCCUCUGUCAGAAGCUCCUGGAGUUCGUUCGGUCGGGGGAAGCAGCAAAACUGCUGAACUGGCAAAGUGCUGACCAGUGGCUGCUGGAGAAGUGCAUCAGUGGGAGCCAGGGCAUGUGGCGUUUCCGAGCCUUCAUCCAAGGAACGCCAGGGGAAGAACUGACUGACUUCUGGCUCACCACCGAGAGGCUCCUGGGGCUCAAUAAGUUGGAUGCAGAGCAGAGGGACACCUACCUGUCCUUGGUCCACAGGCUGAAAGCCACUCACCUGCGUGAAGGCUCCAGUGUUGUCACACUCUGCGGGGCCACCAGUGGGCCAGGGCCAAAAUCCAGGUGCAUUCAGACCAGCAGCACCACCAGGGAGAUGCUAAGCAUGAUGCAGGAACAGGCCCUUUUUGUGAUUCAGAGUUACUGGCUCCCUAAAUUCUUCAUCCACUGCAAGAUGGGCAUGGCAGAAGAGGAGUCGUGCCAGCCUCUGCUGCAGGAGUAUGGAGAGCGUUUGUCACGGGCUGACUCCCAGGAGCCCUCAGACUUUUCACUGAAUCUCUACAAAAUGCAUAUCAAAAGGAGUCGGGGUUCCUCAGGGCCUUACUGCAGCAAGAAGUCCAAAGUGAAGAUCUGGACCAUGGUCAAGGUGGGGAGAAAUACCCAAGAAAUGAAGGCACCUGGUUUUCCAGCACAGCCAGGAAGGCAUCUGGGGCCAGUUGGUGGCAGAGAGGAACCCUGUGUGGAUAAGGAUGCUUUGGGACUGUUUCCUCCUGCAACCCCUGCCGUUGGGGGCAAAGGAAGAACAACCUCUCUCCAAAGAUCUAACGGGGGGCAAUGUGAAGAUGAAGCCCUCUCUGACCUGCAUCCCUCUGCACCCAGUGCCCAGCAGCCAGCUGAGACCUUGAGUUUCCUUCCCUGGGCCCUCAGUGCUGAGGGCUGUGCGGGUCGGCCCUUCCGCCACUUCUUGGAGUGCCAGGACCGGCCCGUGGAGACUCAGCUUCUGGACCUGUGGCAGGACCUGGAGGAAUUUCUGCCCGUGGUGCUGGACCCUGGCAGAGAGAACAGUUUCUUCCUGCGUCAUCUGAUCGGGGAGAAGAUAAGCAAGAGCUACCUAGGGGAGGAGACCAUCAGGCAGCUUCCCUUGGAGGUGGAGACCCUCAGGAGCUUGCGGAACCAUCUGAUGGCUGCAGAGUUCUCCCCCUGGAUAUACAGAGCCCAGAAGGAGAUAUGCAAGGUGCUCUGCUGCUCCUACGAAGAAUUUCUGGCUGAUGAUGACAGAACAUUCCUCCAGUUCAUGGCUCCUCAGGGCGACAUGCAGAUGCCCAAGGUGCAAGGCCAUGCUGUUGAGGAAGAUAAAUGUUUCAUCCUGUCCCAGAGGAUAAAUGAGUCCUUGAAGCUGAGCCAGGCCUUGCAUGGCACGAGGAACUUGGAAAGCCUCUCCUCUGAACACUGGCAAUUAAUUGCCAUGCCCGACCCCUGGGAAGAAAGCUCCAUCCCGUCCACCCCCAAAGAACAGUCCAUCCAAGCCCCCUCUAAAAGAGGCUCCAUCCAGGUGCCCUCUGAAGAAGGCUCCAUCCUGGCAGAGGUGGAACCUCUCCCGUGCAGCUCUGAUGCAGACUCCCAGAAGCCGGUGCAGGCAGAUGAGCUGGCUGAGGACAGCCCAAGCAAGGAAAAGGAGCCUCCUUGUCCCAAAAGUCCAGAAGAUGACACUAAAGCCAAGAUCAGGAAGAAGAAGACUGUUGUUGUGAUAGGAUCCCCAGCAAGCCCAGCAGACUCCACCACUGUUGUAGUAGAAAAGCCAUCUAGAAGACCCAGGCACUUUGUGAAAGUCCUGCACAGCUCUGCCCACCUGAAGUUCUUCAAGUGGUUUCUGGAGGAGCACGAUGCAGAAGAACCCCUGAGCUUCUGGCUGGAUGUGGAGAAGUUGGUUGCAGAGCCCAGCCCCAAGAUGAAGAACUUCCUCAUUGACAGAAUCGUUAGAAAAUACUUCCAUGCCCAAAUCCCAGCUGAGGAGCAGCUGGGCUGCCACUCUUCUAUCAUCGAUGAAAUAAGGGAGGCCAAAGUAGUCAGCCCCUUAAUGUUGAUGACAGCACAGGUCUUGGUCCAGAAAACAAUGGAAAAACGAUGGUUUAAAGAGUACCAGGACCUGUUCCCUCCAGAGGACACCUCUAGGGCUGACCGUGGCUUGCGGCAUAGGAUGGGGAAGUUCAUGACAGGCAAGAGACAGUGGGCCUGGUAUUCCAUCCAGGCCAUCAUCAGGAGCAUCUCCAAGUUCCACAGGGAGAUGAACAACCAGAAACGCCGCGUGGAGUUUGAGCACUUUCUCCGUCGGGAACUAAGAAACAAGGAGGAAAACCUGCCCAGCAGCACUCCCCGCAUCCACGGAUCCUCUGCCACCAGCUCACUGGAGAAGGAGGGGAGAACAGUGAAACGUCUGCUGUUUAACAGCCAGCUCAUUACUGUCAACUUCCUCGUCAAUGACCUCCGCUUUUACCUGGAGAUCGACAAGUUCUCCAGGCUGGCAGAUGGAGCUGAAGCUCAGGCAAACCUCAGCAAGGCAUCAAAAAAGGAAGUUGCCUUUCUCAAGAGGAAAGCUGCAGUCAUCAGCAAACUCUUCCUGAACUCUGAUAUUCCCCCCAAACUGCGGGUGAACAUCUCUGAAGAAGACAGAGAUUUAAUCUGGAGUUUGUCUUCCAAGGGGCUACUGAAUCGUGCUCUCUACCAUAAGGCCAAGGUCAUCAUCUUCCCCAUCCUGUUACACUUCUGGAGAAGGUUCUGCACCUGGAAGGUGAUGAGUACCUUUCCAGUCUUCAUGAAGGACAGAGCAGCAGCAGCCUCUUCACACAGCAGGAAACCCUCCAAAUCAUGUGAACUCCACAGCCCAAGCAGUAACACCAUCAUUGUCUUCACACUUCGGAAAGGUGUCCAGAUCCUGCUGCCACACUCUCAGAAGAAAACAGAGCCUCAGGAGGAGCAAAAAGGUUCAGAGAAAACUUCUGACACAGGACCCCCACUCAGGAAGGUGUCCUCACAGCCCGUGGAGCAGGUGGGUGGGCACAGAGGCAGUCUGCAUCCCCCAGACCACACCAACCCCUGGAGCAGCAGAACCACAGCUCCCUUGCAAACCAAAAGGCCAAGGGGGAGCUGUGGUGCUCACCCCCAGCUGCCUCCAUCACCCCUGGCCACUGAUUCAACUCAUCUCCCUUCCCUGCAGGCACCCAGGGAAGACCAGACCUCCAAGGAGGGACAGAGCUCCUAG